ACGCGCGCACGCGCACACACACACACCUGUGUACAAGAGUUCCGCGUUCAGCAACGAUCACAAAACUGGACCUGCCAUGGACGUGUGUGCAUUGUCAAGACACAAAAAAUUGGUUCACUUGGAUUUAAAAGGGGCCCCUCCCAGAAUUAGCUACCUAUAUGAGCUGAUCCAGCUUUUUGCUGAUCUUGGUGCAAAUGGCAUUCUUAUGGAGUAUGAGGAUAUGUUUCCCUAUGAAGGGGAGCUGAAGAUUCUUCAGUCAAAAUCUCACCCACCCUACAGCCGUGAAGAAAUCAUUGCCAUUCAAGAUGCUGCUUAUUCCAAAGGGUUGGAAAUCAUUCCUCUGGUGCAGACAUUUGGACACCUUGAAUUUGUCCUGAAGCAUAACACCUUUAGCAAGUUUCGAGAAGUAAGCCACUGCCUAGGGACCCUGAACCCACAUAGCAAACAAGGACUUGCUCUUAUACUGGAGAUGGUGAAUCAAGUUAUGGGGCUUCAUCCAAGAAGCACCGUUCUGCAUAUCGGGGCAGAUGAGGUAUACAUGCUCGGUCAAGGAGAGGAGUCGAAAGAGUGGUUAAGCGUUCCAGGUCACAGUAUUGACAAGCUGUUCCUCAGUCAUGUCACAAAGGUGGCAAAAAGCAUUAGGGAGACUUACCCCAACCUCGAUGUGAUAAUGUGGGACGACAUGCUGAGGAACAUGACCUCUGACACCAUUAAAGAUAGUGGUCUAGUUGGACUAGUGCAGCCCAUGCUGUGGGAUUACAGCCCUACUCUGGAUGAGGCCCACAAUAUUAUGCUAAUGGAGAAAUACAAGGCUGCCGGUUUGUCCCAACAAUGGAUUGCGAGUUCUUUCAAAGGGUCCACUACAGUAUACACGUGUGUAACCAGCACACAAAGGCAUGUGGACAAUCAUCUCCAGUGGUUAAAAGUGGUAUCUGGUCUAUCGCCCGGCAUUGACCUACAGGGAAUUGCACUCACUGGCUGGCAAAGAUAUGACCACUUGUCUGUUUUGUGUGAAUUGUUGCCCCUUGGCCUGGUCUCUCUUGCCUCAUGUCUGCAGACACUACAACAUGGAAGCUUUACUCAGGAAGCUCAGCACAAGGUGAUGGAGGCUCUUGGCACCGGAACAACUGAUGUUGGAGAUGUAGAGAGGUUGUCUCAAGGUUUCUCUCGUUCAUAUACUGGCAUGAAACUAGCUGAACUCAUCGUACAGCUAACAGCAAUGCUGGAGUCUGAAGAGCUCAGGCACUUUCAGAGCAAUAUGUUUGUGAGAGGCUGGUUCUCGCCUUAUCACCAACAGCAAAAGUUUAUCAACCCUCUUUUUGCACAACAGAUUCAGAAACAGGCCCAAGUGUUCCUGGAAGCUGCAGAGUUCAAGGUGCAGGAGGUGAGGCAGGAGAUGAAGAAGCUUUACCCAGACUUAACAGUGGAGGAAUGGGUUACUCAGCAUGUCACUCCUGUACUGAAGCCCAUUCAAGAUUUACUGACUGAUAUUCAGGUUGUCUUGGAGGAUAUGGGACUUUACAUUACUGAAUCUCAAAGUGGACUUUGAGUUCCAUUUGAAUUAAAAAAGAAGCUUAUAGAUGUUAUUGAAAGAAGAGAAAAUAAGGAACUAAUAUUUCAUGCUGUAUUGCAGGAUAUUGCAUAGAUUUAUAGUGUAUAACAUGAUCUAAACGCAUUAUAAACAUGCCAAGUGUUUUGACAUGUAUAAUUUGAACUACACACUACAAGGUUUGCCAGUCCUCUUCUAAGCUUUAAUAUUAAUUAAUAAUACUAAUUAAUAAUAAUAAUUAAUAAUAAUAAUACUAAAACUGUGAUUUUUUUUUUCAGGAAAUACAUUUUUUUAUAUAAAUUAAACAUUUGCCAAAUAUUAAAAUUUGUUUUUAAUCCUAAAUGUAUGUGUAUAUAGGGG
This is a messenger RNA of Hemibagrus wyckioides, 1909 nucleotides long. It is a transcript of the gene hexd, whose product is annotated as hexosaminidase d. Gene Ontology annotation, biological process: carbohydrate metabolic process. Gene Ontology annotation, molecular function: hexosaminidase activity. Lineage: Eukaryota; Metazoa; Chordata; Actinopteri; Siluriformes; Bagridae. The transcript is spliced from 13 exons. The coding region runs from base 77 to 1549 and encodes 490 amino acids. The record is from RefSeq and is a predicted model, not a curated record.